AUCCUAUCCUCUAUCUCUCUUUCUGCAUCCAUAAUAACCCAGUCUCCGUCUCUCCCUCCUCUUCGCCCAAGUAACAAGGGGAAGAAGAAGAAGAUGGCAGCAACGCUCUCCACUCUCAGCCUCCGCUCUCCCUCUCAUUCUACAACCUCAUCUUCUUUUCCUGCGCACUCACCCUCUACUUUUCCUAAGCAAAACCUAGAGUUUCCUCUCUUCCGAAGCCCUAAAAUCUCCCGCAAAGGCAGCUUUCUUCCCCCCAUUUCCGCAGUCGCCGUCUCCGAGAAGAUUGAGAAGCUGGGGUUAGAUAUCGCAAACCUCACCCUAGAAGAGGCUCGCAACCUCGUGGACUAUUUACAAGACAAGCUAGGUGUCUCUGCGGCCGCCUUCGCCCCGGCAGCAGUGACCGUAGCACCUGGCGCUGCAGCGGAGGCGGGUCCCGCGGUGGUCGAGGAGAAAACGGAGUUCGAUGUUGUAAUUGAGGACGUUCCCAGCAACGCCAGGAUUGCGACGAUUAAGGCUGUAAGAGCACUGACUAAUUUGGCCUUGAAGGAGGCAAAGGAGUUGAUUGAAGGUCUCCCCAAGAAAUUCAAGGAGGCUGUAUCGAAGGAAGAGGCGGAAGAGGCAAAGAAGCUUCUUGAAGAAGCCGGAGCGAAGAUCUCCAUUGUUUAGAAUGAUUAUACCAGCGGUGAAUUUCUCUGAUUUUCGCUUUUCUUUCUUUUUGGAUAAAUUUAGGAUUAGAAGUUGGUUAUAUCCUAGCAAUUUCUGUUCCUGUUGACGUUAUGUUGUAUUUCUUGUGAAAUUCGCCUCUUCUUUUUUCUUUUCUCCUUAGUGAAGAUCUUUAAUUAAUUAAAGUAAUUUUUGUGCCAUCAUUCUCUGAAA
Messenger RNA from Nelumbo nucifera (sacred lotus), 876 nucleotides. RefSeq names its product large ribosomal subunit protein bL12c-like. Gene Ontology annotation, molecular function: mRNA binding; structural constituent of ribosome. NCBI's taxonomy places the organism in Eukaryota, Viridiplantae, Streptophyta, Magnoliopsida, Proteales, Nelumbonaceae. The record is from RefSeq and is a predicted model, not a curated record. Gene Ontology annotation, biological process: translation. Gene Ontology annotation, cellular component: ribosome.